Messenger RNA from Enhydra lutris kenyoni (northern sea otter), 291 nucleotides. RefSeq names its product gonadotropin releasing hormone 1. The coding region runs from base 1 to 291 and encodes 96 amino acids. The record is from RefSeq and is a predicted model, not a curated record. Gene Ontology annotation, cellular component: extracellular region. NCBI's taxonomy places the organism in Eukaryota, Metazoa, Chordata, Mammalia, Carnivora, Mustelidae. The transcript has 3 exons. Gene Ontology annotation, biological process: multicellular organism development. Gene Ontology annotation, molecular function: gonadotropin hormone-releasing hormone activity.
AUGUUCCUUAGAAUGGAGCCGAUUCCAAAACUUGUCGCUGGUCUUCUUCUGCUGACGUUAUGUGUGGUGGGCUGCUCUGGCCAACACUGGUCCUAUGGACUGCGUCCUGGGGGAAAGAGAAAUGCUGAAAAUUUGAUCGAUUCUUUCCAAGAGCUAGCGGAGGAGCUUGAUCAACCAGCAAAACCUCAGCGCUUGGAAUGCACAAUCCACCAGCCCCGACCUCCCCUCAGGGACCUGAAAGGAGCUCUGGAAAGUCUGAUUGAAGAGGAAACUGGGCAGAAGAGGAUUUAA